AUGGGAAAUGGAAGAAAUGGGAAUGGAGGUGGGGACUUAACUAGAGAUGGUGGAGGUGGAGAUGGCAAUGGAGGAGGCAGAGACUUAACCGGAGGUGGUGGAGAUGGAGAAGGUGGUGGAGGUGGAGAUGGUGAUGGAGGAGGAUGGGACUUAACAGGAAGUGGUGGAGAUGGCGAUGGAGGAGACAGGGACUUAACUGGAGGUGGUGGAGAUGGAGAAGGUGGUGGAGGUGGAGAUGGCGAUGGAGGAGGCGGAGACUUAACUGGAGGUGGUGGAGAUAGAGAAGGUGGUGGAGGUGGAGAUGGCGAUGGAGGAGGCGGAGACUUAACUGGAGGUGGUGGAGAUGGCGAUGGAGGGGGCGGGGACUUAACAUGA
Messenger RNA from Solanum verrucosum, 375 nucleotides. RefSeq lists its product as uncharacterized. The transcript is spliced from 2 exons. The record is from RefSeq and is a predicted model, not a curated record. Lineage: Eukaryota; Viridiplantae; Streptophyta; Magnoliopsida; Solanales; Solanaceae. The coding region runs from base 1 to 375 and encodes 124 amino acids.